Messenger RNA from Schistosoma haematobium, 1152 nucleotides. RefSeq names its product Thioredoxin- transmembrane protein 2 (gene TMX2). NCBI's taxonomy places the organism in Eukaryota, Metazoa, Platyhelminthes, Trematoda, Strigeidida, Schistosomatidae. The record is from RefSeq and is a predicted model, not a curated record. Gene Ontology annotation, molecular function: protein disulfide isomerase activity; protein-disulfide reductase activity. Gene Ontology annotation, cellular component: endoplasmic reticulum lumen. Gene Ontology annotation, biological process: response to endoplasmic reticulum stress. The transcript is spliced from 2 exons. The coding region runs from base 32 to 853 and encodes 273 amino acids.
AAAUUAAUCGUUACAACAAUAGUAAUCGGAAAUGAAACAUAAGCGGGAUUUAAAGCUACUACUUCAUCCAUACUUUAUCGUGAAUAUGCUACUUAGCGCUCUUUUUUUUAUAUCAAAAACUGUCCCAUUGUUUUGUACAUGGAUGUAUGAUGAUUGUUACAUCAAUCUCCAAGAAUAUGAAAUGUUGAUAUUUUUAGGAAGCUUCGUCGCAUUGCGCAAUAAGCGACAAUUCUCUAUUCCCGAUUAUCUUGCUCAUUUCUACAUGUUUGCUAAAAUCGUUAGUCUACUUAUGUUCUGGAAACAGAAUGUUGUAUAUGCCAUAUUAUAUGGUGUUUUAUGGUUAGUGCAAGCCUGUUUUUUACAACAACCUGUUUAUAAUGGGCCCGAUAAAGUUUUAUACUUGCGAGAUACUACCUUUGAACAAGAAGUUAUUCGUGGUAACCCUAAGGUAACAUGGCUCGUUGCUUUUUAUACUGUGUGGUCACCUGCGUGUACUAAACUACAACCUAUUUUUGCAGAACUGUCAGAAGAAUUCGGAACAGAUCUUAUGAAGUUUGGCAAAAUCGAUGUAAUACGAUAUCCAGAUGUCGGCGUCAAACAUAACAUUGAUACAUCCUCCUGGUCUAAACAGCUUCCUACUCUGAUUUUAUUUCGUCAAGGUCAUGAACUGACACGCAGACCAGCUAUAAUCAAUACACCUAAGAAAACAGUACAGAAAUUCACAUUCACUUGGGAUAAUAUGAUCAAUGCUUUUUCAUUAAAUGAAAUAUACACUAACCAGAAACAAACUUCUGGCGCUGCAAAUCAGUGUGGUUCAGCUGGUUCAACAGAUAAAGAUAAGAAAAACCUGUGAAAACAUACGGUUUCAUCGAGUUAUUGUGUUAGGUACUUUAUCUAGUCUUUCUUAUAUCUUUUAUUUGAACGACCUGCAUCUGUAAAUUAAUUUCACCAGUUAAUUUUUUCGCACAAUGUUUCGGUACUCAAAACCAAAUUUUUACUCAGUUAAAUUGACUUCCAUAGUUGAAUGCCUUGGUUUUAAUCCUUAGUUACUUCUGUCUUAAUGCUUUGUACAAAUUUAAGUACUCUUUAAAUGUCUUAUAUUGUAAAAAUGUUUUACUCUGAUUGAUAAACAGCUUGCAAGCAUGCUGUUGA